Molecule: messenger RNA, 2484 nt
Organism: Hemibagrus wyckioides
Lineage: Eukaryota; Metazoa; Chordata; Actinopteri; Siluriformes; Bagridae
Exons: 5
Coding region: 71-991 (306 amino acids)
Source: RefSeq, a predicted model, not a curated record
UGUAUACAGCACACAGGAAAAGGUAGCAGAUACACAUCACCUCUCUCAUUUGGUGUCUCGUCUCUGCACCAUGUUCCAGCUGCUGAAGAAGCUUCUAAUUUUCCUGUUCCUCUGUCUGUGCUGUUUUCCACAAGUGGGCUGUCAUGAUGUUAUCCAUGUGAAUGGAACGGCAGGACGGAAUCUCACAGUGGAAUUCACUGUGGACGGCACAAUUAAAACCGACGGGCAGGUGAACAUGUACCAAAACAGCCAAAAGAUUCACACAUUCCACCUUUCCAACAAAUCCUGCUUUUCAUGUGUAAAUCACACAAUGUCCACCAUCUGCAUCAAAAAUAUGACCCAAAAAACCAUCAGUCUGAGCUUCACACAUCUUACACACAGUGCAGUGUAUUUCAUUGCUGUGUUGAAGCAGGGCACUGAUAUUGAAGAAAGCAACAGAGUGAACUUGACUGUACACCCUGCUGAGUACACAACAACAUACACCACAGCUACCUCAGUAAAUAUCACACCCCUCCACCAGGAUCAAUCAGGAAACAAGUCCACCUUGUUGACGGCUGUUCUAGUGCUGUUUGUUUUGGUGCUGGUCGCUCUGUUCGGCUUGCUUUACUGGAACUGCAGGAAGAAAACAGACAAACCUCCUGCUGUGAACCCCACAUCUGCACCGCAGGUGAUUUCUGUCCCUGAUGUUACCUGUGUUGAGUAUUGUGUUCUGGACUUUCCAAACCGACCUGGAGAGAAAGUGAGGAGCACAGAGGAGCGAGUGGAGUACUCCCCCAUCGUCUUUCCUCUGAGGAAAACGUUAGCGCAAGAAAACGGAGGAAAAUCGACGACGCAACAAAACAAAAUAAAAAAAUCACCGAAACUGCAGCAUGAGGAGAAUGAUUCGGAUAAAGUGUCAGAGAAAGCAAAAACAGCAAAACCUAGACAUCCAAAAUGUCCAAAAAAAUCACACCUAACUCCAUCCAGUCACGUUCCAAAGGCACAAGUGUGAUUCAUGAACAUGUAAAUUAGGUAAUUAAAUCCAGUGUGUGCAUUUGAUUUAUUUAACUUUAUGCUAAGCAUGUAUCAGGAUUCGUAUUGAUGUUUUGGAUAUUCAGGUGCUCUGUAUAUAAAUUCCAGUUAUUACAGUUUCAAUAAUCAUCAUGCCAGAGGAAACAAUCAUCUCUUCAUCCACUUCCAUUCCGAAUCUACAAAAACAUCAAGCUGCUGAGAAAAUCCGUAGAGCGUAAGGGUGAACCAGUAGAGCAUAUGUUGUAAAUAAUGAAUAUAUAUCAAAUAUGUGUAGUUUUAUGGUUCUAGACGUUUGAACAAACCUUAUACAUAUACAACACACCAUCUCAUUGCGGUGGUAAUCUGUCAGUUUGUAGAAUGUAAACAACAAUAAUGUAAAUUCUUUAUAUAAGUAGUUAUCAGUUAUUCUCUUCCUGUGUAUGAGCUGUUACUUUACUUUAUAUUGUAUAAUAAAUAGAAUAAGGAGACUGUCUGAGGGAGCGAGGAUCGAUAUCAGUGUAGACUCUAGGAAUAAAACUCACCCAGAAUGCUUUCUUGCACUCGACUGAUAGAGAUGUUACACACUUCGGAGUGCUUAUGGAAAGUAGACAGUUAGAAAUGUUGAAACACAAAGAGAAGGUUUGUGUGCUAUUGGGAGAAAUGUUGCUGUUUAAAUACAGCACACGCAACAAUACAGUAAAAGAGACAAGAGUGUGUGUGUGUGUGUGUGUAUUGCAGUGCAAGGCACCAGUGUUACUUAGGCGGCAACCACAUACACCAUGGUGUGAAAUCCCCCUCCCCACGCAUACACACACACGCAUGUACACGCACACUGCUACUGUGGAGAACUGUAGUACAAUAGCAGUAAUUAUUCAAGGUGUCUGAAAAGUCAGCAACCAGUGGGAAUAUACUGAACAAAUAUGUCCAGAUCAAAUCUCAGCUGCUCAGAAAGUGAGUAGCAGGUAAGGAUGAACACAGAGAGCUUAUGUUGUAAAUAAAAAUGAUGAACUGAUGUAGAUGGAAUUUUACUCUCAUUAGUUCCUGACACUCUGUAUUAUAUAUACUGUAUAGAAUAUAAUAUAGCAGUGUGAUGAUAUAGUUUUAUAUCAUGUGUGUUAUUCUGUACCUGUCCGUCAAUGAAAUCUUACUCAAAAUAAACCUAAAAAUAAUGAGACUGUUUCUCUACAUUCUGACCGGCACGCUGAAGCCGAGAAACCGCAUCAUUAUGACCCGAUGAACAUUUUUAUAUGUAUUUUACAUGCUAAUAAAAUUCAUGGUUUUCUUUUUUAUAGCAUUUUAAUUCAUAAAUAAUCCCCAAAAAAUCCUUAAAUUUCAUGUUUUAAUAUGUGACAAUGAAAUGUGAUUUGUUAUUGUAGAGUAAAUUAUCUAAGUCCUUUAAUAUAUUCCCAUGUCUAUACAGAACAUCUAAUAAACACUAGAGUGAAAUAUUUUCUCUACCCUCAGUGUAAUGUUGUGUUUUUAUCACACAGUCAG